AUGGCUAGAAGUUUUGGAGGAGAUGAGACUGGAGCCAAGACUCGCCGGAUUGUGGGAACAUAUGGCUACAUGUCACCAGAGUAUGUAUUGGGCGGCGUGUUCUCCGUAAAAUCAGAUGUAUAUAGUUUUGGCGUCUUGGUGCUAGAAAUUGUCAGUGGAAAGAAGAAUUGGGGAUUUUCUCAUAGUGAUCACCACCUCAACCUUCUUGGACAUGCAUGGAUACUUCACAAAGAGGGAAGGUCACUGGAACUAGCCUAUACUUGUCAAGGUGUUUCACAUUACUUAAAAGAAGUGCUACGAUCAAUCCAUGUAGGUCUGUUAUGCGUGCAACAAUAUCCAGGAGAUAGGCCUAGCAUGUCUACAGCGAUUUUCAUGUUGGAAAAUGAAGUUGAGCUCCAGAACCCUAAACGGCCUGGUUUUUUCACAGAAAGAGAUUUAGUUAUUGCUGAGAGUUCAACCAGCACAAAUGCGGCCAACUCAUUAAACGAAGUGACAAUUACGUUACUAGAUGCCAGAUAG
This is a messenger RNA of Fraxinus pennsylvanica, 519 nucleotides long. NCBI's taxonomy places the organism in Eukaryota, Viridiplantae, Streptophyta, Magnoliopsida, Lamiales, Oleaceae. The record is from the annotation of a GenBank genome assembly.